Messenger RNA from Anopheles cruzii, 3840 nucleotides. RefSeq lists its product as uncharacterized. Lineage: Eukaryota; Metazoa; Arthropoda; Insecta; Diptera; Culicidae. The annotation marks the transcript as partial. The record is from RefSeq and is a predicted model, not a curated record. The transcript has 4 exons. Gene Ontology annotation, molecular function: protein binding.
GAGAUCCUUUCGCUGUACAACAACACGAUCAAGCAGCUGGACGAACACGCCUUCGACGGGCUCGGCCAUCUGCGGUUGCUGUACAUGGACGAGAACCAGAUCGAGAAGCUGCCGGAGGGGCUGUUCUCGGGCCUGGAGGAGCUCCAGAUACUGGAGCUGCAGCACAAUCGCAUCAAGGAGAUCGGCGACGAUCAGUUCGUGCUGUGCCCGAUGUUGCGCGAGCUCAACCUGAGCGCCAACAUGGUCAGCACGUUCAACAUGACGCAGCUCGCGUCGCUGAACAAGCUCGAAACGCUGGACAUUGCCCGCAACUACCUGGACGAGGUGUUCAUCACGAAGUACGUGCGAACGCUGAACGCCCAGGAGAACCAGAUCAGUCGCAUCGUCAUGGACCAGGGUGACUUCUUCCAGUUGACGCACCUCAACCUCUCGCGCAACAACAUCGCCAACAUCAACAACAUCUUCAAGCUGCGCAAUCUGAUCGAGCUGGACGUUUCGUACAACGAGCUGGUGACGCUCGACUUUGUCAUCUUUGCGUUCAUGAAGAACCUGAAGGACAUCAAGCUGAACAACAAUCGGCUGUGGAUCCUCGACAACGGUAUCCCGUCGCCGGCCAAGUCGCUGCGCAGCCUGAACCUGGCGCACAACAAGUUUCUGUACCUGGACCUGGCCGUCCUCGAGACGUUUCCCGCCCUGGAGUACAUCUAUCUGCACGGGAACGAUCUGAUCGACAUGACGCUCGAGGAGAUCGAGCAGCACUUCCCAUACCUGACGCUCGUUUCGUGUGACAACAACGACUGGGAUUGCAUCAACUUGAUGCACAUCGUCACGCUGCUCGAACGGGCGUACAUCAAGUGGUCGAACGGGAACCGGAACUGCACCCGGCCCGAGCAGCACCGGCUCAUCUGCUGCACCACGGCCGAGCACCAUCUGCGCGAGAAGAUCGUCCGGUUGACGCGCGAGAUCUACCGGUCGCGCAAGAUGAUCAAGCAGCUCAUCAUGGAGAACGCCGAGCUAAGGAGCGAGGUCGAGAUGCAGUACCUGCCCGGUGACGUGCGGCGUGGCCACGGGUCUCCGGCACCACUCGACCGGCCGGCCGGACAGUUUUCGCUGAACCAUUGCCACGGACGGAGAGUUUGCCAUGUGCGACGACCCGGACGACGCAUUCGAACGCUUCCCGUGAGACGCUUCCCGAGUGAGUGGUGUAGAGUGACGAUGGUGACCAGGGAAGGUGGUGGAGUGCUGUGGCUGGCCGUUUUCGCACUGAAGCUAUCGCUCGGCCCGGCCGGUGCUGAGAUUGUGAUCUGCAACUACGAACAGUUCCAGCUCUUCGACAGCAUGUACCGGCCCCGGACGGACCACUUCUGCGUGUUCUCGGACGUGUACCUCGGCCAGGACGUGCGCGGGGCCGACUUUCUGGCCAGCAGCCUCGACUACAAGCGCGUCGCGUUCACAAACUCCAAGUUCGCGCAGGUACCGCCGUCACUGUUCAAGAACUUCGACGACAUCCGCGAGCUGUACGUACGCCGGUGUUCCGUCGAGACGCUCAAAGUGACGCGCCAGCUGGAGAAGGUGUUCGCCGGCAGCAACCGGAUCGUGUCGGUCCAGCUCGAUGGCAACAGCUCCAACAGCCUGCGGGAGCUGUAUCUGGACGGGAACCGGCUGCGGGGGUUGUCCAACCUGACGCACCUGCCCAACCUGGAGGUGCUGGUGCUCGAGAACAACCCGCUGCUGGGUGACGUGGACUUUGCGCAAUUCGCUCGCAUGGAGCACCUGUGGAAGCUGGAUCUCGAGCGGAUCGGCAUGCGCACGGUCCGGAACGGGCUGCAGCGCCCUCUGGAGGCGCUACGGAGGCUCGAUCUGUCCAACAACGAGCUGACGUAUGUGCACGUCCGCAUGUUCCGGACGUUCCCCCGGCUGGAGCACCUGUGGCUGCACGGGAACCAGCUGUACUUUCUCGAGGCGGACCAGCUCCCGGCCGCGAUGCCGGCGGUGCGGAGCAUCGUCAUCGACGACAACUACUGGGGCUGCGGACAUCUGGCCGUGCUGGGGAAGCAGCUCCGCGACCGGGGCAUCAUUAUCCGGCACGGCGAGUGCCGGACCCGGGCCGUCCAUCGGGUCUGCUGCUCGGACGUGACCGACGUCGUCGACUUUCGGUACAUCAUCGAGAUGGGCAUAAGGCGCGAGGAGCGUCUGGUGCAGGACAUGAGCGAACUGCGGACCGUGGCCGGGUUGCUGCGGCAAGAUCUGGAGCAACUGCGCCACCAGCUGGCCGCGAUGAACCUCACGGAGCCGGCGGUGGAAGUCACCACCAGCCAGGAGUCGGCCGAGUCGAGCGGUUUGAGCGUUUCGGCCGAGGAGGACUACGAGGACGAGGACGAUCGUAAGGGCAUUUUCUACUUUCCGAUCGUGCAAAGUGGUUCAAUUCCUGCAAGCAUGGCGCCGCUAGGCAUCUUUCUGCUGAGUAUAUUCUUGGCCGGAUCACCGACCGUCGUCGAGUGUCAGUACGGCUCAGCCGGUAGAUAUCAGCAGCCACAGCCCGCUCAAACAGACUAUGCUGCAUGGUAUCAGCGAUACUUCUGCAUGGAGAGUACUGAGAACUAUGAUUGUAUAUUUAAAAACGUCCACACCGCACGUCCCUACCAAUCGAGUGCACCAUCGUACGCCUUCGGCAGUGGCAACGUUUCCUCAACGCACCUCAAGCUGGCUUUCCGCGAUUCAACGCUCCGUUUCUUGCCCAAAGCACUGCUGGAUUCGUUCCCUUACGUAGAGGUGCUGAAUUUGGAGAGCUUGCAGAUGGAUUCCAUCGAGCAGAGAGCCUUCCGGCAGGGCUUACAUCUCAGGGAACUGUUCAUGAACCACAACCAUCUCACGGCGCUGGAUGCGGGAGUUUUCAAUCAUUUGAGCUCGCUCCAGAUGCUCGUGAUGGACAGAAACGAGCUUGCGCAACUGCCAGCGGGCGUGUUCGAUUAUCUGGCCAACCUUACCGUGCUCUCGAUGUCGAACAAUAAGCUGCUUCGCAUCGAGGACGCCACCUUCCAGUAUGUGCGAGCUCUGGAGUACCUGAACGUGUCGAGCAACCAGAUCGAAUACUUCAAUCCCAGCCGGAUCGUGAACGCGUCUGAUAUCGACGUUAGCUUCAACUUGCUGACCCAACUAGAGAUCCCGGCAAGGCUGACGUCACUGUACGCGCAGAAUAAUCGCAUCCAAACGAUUCUAGGACAGAGCGGAAUGCUCGAGGAACUCCAGUUGUCACACAACAAUCUGUCGGGUCUGGAGUGGCUGCCACGGUUUCCGGGCCUCCAUCAGCUCGAUGUGUCGCACAACGAGCUGGAGGAGGUGAAAGCGAUCCACUUUAAGGGCCUCAAGAAGCUGCAGACUCUUCUGCUGAACAACAACCGCUUGUUUACGCUGGACGUCAACUCGGACUCGCUGCAAAAGCUAAAGGUACUCGAUCUGUCCCACAACCAGCUGGUAUAUGUGCUGAAAAAUGGACCACUGUUCAGCAAGCUGCAAGAACUGUACCUUCACCACAACGCCAUUGUGUCGUUGAAGCUGACCGCUGGUCAUGGCAUAAGGAACAUCAGUUUGACCCGCAACGAUUGGGAUUGCAAAAAUCUCCGUGAGCUGCUACCGGUUCUAUCGGACACGACGGUCAGCGCCGAUGAGGAGGGCUACUGCAAACCCCAGUACAUCUCCGAGCAUGUACAAGGUGUCCAGAUUUGCUGCAAAGAGAGCAACGCGCCCUACCUAGACCGGCUUAUGGAACAGAUUCGACUGACCAGUGUGUUUGAGAAGAAUACGCGGACGAACAAUCGGUGCACCGUUGAGAGCGGUCUG